This is a messenger RNA of Ctenocephalides felis (cat flea), 2725 nucleotides long. RefSeq names its product DENN domain-containing protein 1A. Gene Ontology annotation, biological process: endocytosis; endocytic recycling. The transcript has 12 exons. Gene Ontology annotation, cellular component: intracellular membrane-bounded organelle; cytosol. Lineage: Eukaryota; Metazoa; Arthropoda; Insecta; Siphonaptera; Pulicidae. Gene Ontology annotation, molecular function: phosphatidylinositol phosphate binding; guanyl-nucleotide exchange factor activity. The coding region runs from base 105 to 2723 and encodes 872 amino acids. The record is from RefSeq and is a predicted model, not a curated record.
AUUGGCUGUCAGAUCCUGCAUUGUGACAAGUGACAGUAAAAUUACAAUUAAAUCGAAAUUAAUAGUACAAUAUGUUUGAAAAGAUGAAGUAGCCCCAAUUUAUAAUGCAUUCAAGAAGGAGGGAAGAUGUCAGACGUUUAUUUGAGUGCUGGUGUGAAGUGGAGCCUGGUGCUGCAGAUCGACCAGCCUGGGUGAAGAGAAAAUUUCCUGAAACUUAUAAGGAUGACGACUUACAAUCUGUUCCAAAGUUUGCCUUUCCGUGUGAAAUGGAAAUCACGGUAGUUCAACAUUUCUCUUUUGUUUUAACUCGAAUGGAUGGAAAAUGGACUUACGGUUUCUGUAGACAUGAUCCACAACAAACUACGGCUUUUGUUGUUUUAACAUAUCUGCCAUGGCCCGAUAUAUUUUUUAAAUUUUUAAAUUGUAUAGCACAAGCAUCUAGGACGCCUAAUUUAAAAGACUUUUUAACAUCUGCGUAUUAUCAUCCUGUGCCAGAUCCAGACCAAAACUUUGAACUGAAAUAUGAGAAAGGAGACGGUGUUAAUCCCUUUGCCUUCCAAGUACCCAAUCCUCGAGAAUUGCCAAAGAUACCAGAAAAUAGGAACCUCACAGAAUAUUAUUCUGCAAUGGACUCUGACUGCAUGUUACACGUCCUUGCAGCGAUGCUAACAGAAAGGCGAAUAAUAUUUUCUUCAAAAAACUUAGGAAGACUAUCAUGUUGUGUUCAGGCAGCCAACACACUCAUCUAUCCAAUGGUGUGGCAACAAUUAUUUAUACCGGUGCUGCCGAUUCAAUUAAUAGACUACUUACAAGCACCCAUGCCUUUUUUAAUUGGUGUGCCUGAUCCUGUAUUGAAAACAGUCAGAACUUCAGAUUUGGGCGAAGUUGUAAUAAUAAACAUUGAUGAUAAUACUGUCAAAACACCGUUUGAUGAUUUGGCUCAAAUGCCACAGGAAGUUGUUGAUCAGUUGAAGAAGUCUUUGAAAAAUAGGCCGUCAUUACUAGGAGAUGGUGUUGCUAGAGCAUUUUUAAGAGCAAUAGUGCAAUUAACAAAGGGUUAUCGGGAUGCUAUGGAGUUCAGAGAGAAAAUUGUUUUUAAUGGAGAUUUAUUUGUGGAGUCACGACCACAGAGUUAUAGGCCGUUUAUUAGGAGUAUGCUGAGGUUGCAGACAUUUCAACAAUUCAUUGAAGAUCGUCUACACAUGCUUAAUUCAGGAACAUCAUCAUCAGAUGAGUUUGAAAAUGAGUUAGCCGUUAGCUCAGAGCAUGCAAAUAAUAGGUUCAAACAGCAAUAUAAAGAAUGGACUCGACAGAUGAGAAAAGAAGGUUCCGCUUUUAUUAGAACUGUAAAAGAUAAGACCAAUCCUGCUGUUAAAUCUGCCGUCAAAUCUGUUCGAGAUGGUGGCAAAGGCGUAAGAUCUGCUUACAAAGGUCUAAGAUCGAGGUUUCGUGAAAACGUUACAACGACCGAUGGUGGUCUUACAGUGUAUAGUGCUCCUAGAAAUGGUCUUCGAUCUGCACCAGACUCACCUUCCUCAUCUCGAAGACCAAAAUCAUAUGCUAUACCAUCAAGGACUUACAGAAAGGAAAACUCAGCAUAUAAUCUUUCGAAUUCAUAUGUUGACAGUAGUCCCACAGUAAGUCCACAGUCUCCUCUGCAAUCUCACAUAGUCGGACCUGAAAUAGAUCUGAUGAAAGAGUUACAGAAUCACCAUUUGUUCCAAAACUUGCCAAUUGUAGAUAGAACGUUGAAACCUCCGCACGCAACAAGUCGCCCUCAACUAGAAGCGCACACAUUGCCAAGGGAUGGCCCUUAUUACCCAGACCUCCAACUCUCCCAAGAAGUUCCCAUCGGAACUUUGUGCUAUUUCGAUACUCCUCCUAGUUCCAAUCGAUCAUCCUUCGAUUCUGUCCAAUUUCAUUCCACCAGAGACAGUUCGUCAUAUUCAUCCUGCAAUCCAGCCGAUCUGUCGUUUGGUGACGAGAAAGAUUUUAUGAAAACUCCUCCAAAGACUGCUCCUGAUUCGAAUCAGAAUCCUUUCGAAACCAAUAAAGUGACUGCUCUGGUUCCUGCAUUUGGAAUUAGUAACAUGUUUAAUAGUGUUGGUUCCAAUCAUUUUCCGAUCACGUCCAACCAAUUCUCGUCAUCUACUCCUAACAAAGCAAAUAUUUGCAAUAAUCCUAAAUCCAUAGAAAAUAUACCUCCGCCUCCAAUUGUUCCUCCUAGACCAAGUGCCAAGGUCGGAAAAGGCGGGAUAGACGUUUUAGAAAAUUCGCAACGUCUAAGGACUUAUAAAAAUGUUAAGAAACCUCCGGACGUCGGCGGAGAUCUCAUUCGUUUAGAUUCUACACCUGAUUUGCAGGAUUUUGAUCCUCUGAGUUCCAAUUCUUCCAAUAACAACCUAACCCAAAUCCAAAAUUCAAAUUCAGGUAGUCUAUCAAAUCCUAUUUAUAACUUAUAUUGUCCUCCAAAUUUAAAUGGAACCGGAAACAAAUUAAAUCCAUCAGAAACAACGGGCAUCAAGUUUAGUCAAUCGGCAUCAAAUAUUCCCAAUGGAUUCGGCGGGAGCCCUAAUAAGCAGAUUGAUAGUUCCAAAAAUGAUCUGGCUCUUUUACAAGAGUAUGGCUUAGAUUUUUCAAAAUUCAGCAUAUGUAACAAGAACGUAGUAAGUACAAAUUUACAAUCUAAUGGCACUAAUAAACAUUGGACUACUUUUGAUUAAAA